AUGGACGCUGCUCUUGCAGAUGGCAUUGACAUUAACCACCUUCACUCCGCGAGGAUCAGUGACCUGUUGCAGAGCUGCGAAGUCAUUAAUUGGAUGGCGACAAUCCCCGCACUUGUGGGUUUCGCACAGACUGCCAUCUUCUCUGCACUGCGUGUGUGUGCAAUCUGGGAUCGUAACUACGUCCUGUUCAUAAUCGUGCUUGUUCUGGGCCUCCCGCCUGUGGUUACCACCGCUCCCGAAGCUCCUUCAAAUAUUUUCCUCCACCAAUUGGUGCAUGCAUGGACGACACUCUCUACUCCGGUGAUUCGUAUCUCAUCUCAAAUUUCUAGUGUGACCUUCAUCACUCGCGUUCCGUUGAUUCUCGCAGACUUGCUCGUCCUAGUCUUGACAUGGAUGAAGACCUACCGCCAAUACAAAGAAGCAAGAUCAUUGAACAUCAAGUCAUCGCUCAUUACGUGCCUCAUACACGACAGCACGGUCUAUUUCUUUAUCCUCCUGGCACUGAAUGCCUCCCAGGUCCUGUUUUUCUGCUUCAGUUCCACAACCAUCAUCUUCGUAUUCACAACUACACUGCCGCAAAUCCUGAUUUGCCGAUUCAUGAUGAAUUUGCGUCUACUCAACCUCGACAGAUCCACCACUUCUGACAUCGGCACGUUUCAGCUGUUGGCUUCGCUGCGCGUACUGACGGUCAACAACGACGCAACACCGAGUUCCAUGGGGAACGUUAGUGAAUCCCUGGGCUACGACCAGGAUGACGGGGAGAACGACAACGCGCAUAUCAGCGGCGAGCAAUCUACAUCGCACUCUGGAGAAGAGCCAGACGUCUAGUUAGCCAUCCAGAGAUUGUACGGGGGAAUAAUCCAGGAUUUCGUGGCGCGAGACAUCGUUGAUGUGAAUUUGUACUCUUGAGCAAUUUUCUUUUAUUUUCUAUCCCACUUAAUUUGUGUAUAAUUGUGUGCUACAAUAAUUAUGAUGCGCUUGUAUGCCAUGCUUAAUUCA
Molecule: messenger RNA, 999 nt
Organism: Phanerochaete carnosa HHB-10118-sp
Lineage: Eukaryota; Fungi; Basidiomycota; Agaricomycetes; Polyporales; Phanerochaetaceae
Exons: 11
Coding region: 1-828 (275 amino acids)
Source: RefSeq, a predicted model, not a curated record